This is a messenger RNA of Porites lobata, 6644 nucleotides long. NCBI's taxonomy places the organism in Eukaryota, Metazoa, Cnidaria, Anthozoa, Scleractinia, Poritidae. The record is from the annotation of a GenBank genome assembly.
AUGUGCAAAGUACAUGACGUAUAUUCUGUUUCCGCUGACCAUUUACUCAGAUUUUCUCUUUUGGCAAGACCGCAAAACGUUGGCUGUAUUUUGUCUGAACCAAUGUCUAAAUUUCAUACUGUUGUUACUGGUUGCACCGGAAACAUAGUAGUUGGAGAUAGGGCUGUAUUAACUGUUGGAUCUUCAUCUACUGAUGGUAAGAAAAUGAAGUUCCUAACUUAGAAAAAUCUCUCACUGUGGUUGAACAUUUCACUUCCGGUUUCUUUAAGUGAAUUUAGCAAGUAUUUGCGAAUUUCUUGAAGGGAAGCAAGUCUUUGCACUUCAUUUAGUUGCCUUAGUUUGUGUCAGAUACGGUUUACCCGUGUUAUGUUGUAUUUACGAACAUAAUUUGCGCUGAAAUACAGAAAGUUGUUAAACUUUUAAGGACAAAUCGUGGCAAAAAUAGAUCAGUUAAGUUGAAACCAUGUGAGAUUUGCCGACAUUUCUGAAAACUUAUAUAGCAAUUUUCACGGGAAUUCUGAAUCUUGAAAGUGACUUGUCGAUUUUAAAAACUAAACAAAUUUCAAAAAUACCGAUCGUGUGCUGUAGUGCACGUCUGAGACUGGAAACUCACUUACACACGUUUCUAGCUCAUUUCUUAAACCGCCAAAUUCAGUUGACACACCUUAAAGUUCGUUCGUCUGUUGAAAGAAGAAAUUGCAACGAUGCGUGGCUUGUUAUAUAAAAUACAGCAUAUAUCUAUUACGUCAUUUGCUGAAGGAAUCGUGCUGGACUUCACAACUUGCAUCUGAGAAAAAAUAAAAAACUUUGCUGACUCUCUGUAACCAGCAAGAAGAAGUCCUCAACCCGUUAAGGAUUAUAGGUCACUUCGUCUUCAACAAUCUGGUCGUUGAUAAAGCGUAGCCGGCGUGGUAGGCAUUUGAGGUCAAACAGCAGAUAACAAGCACACGGGCAGCAUGAUUUUUCCUUUCUUUCUUCUAAUGAGUAAAACAAGCUGUUGGGAGAUGAGACUUCUCAAAACCAGUCUGUAAAACUCAUCUAGCUGAUAGGCCUUUUCCUUCAUACGGUUCUUUUAACUGCUUAAUUUCUUCUAUUCUCCCUUCAAACUGAAAUUGAUGCCCUCAGUUUCUAAUUCUAACAAUGAAUUCCGUACAGAAAUCUCAUCACACUUCACUUACAAAAUAUUUGUAAAUGACAACUGAAAGAUCGAUUAAGUUACUCAGUAGUGUGAUGUUGAUUUCAGCCAAUCAGAUUAGGGUAUUAAGGCUGUAAUUGAGAUGUUUUGAAGACUGACCAAUCAGGAUUUUAGCAUUCGCCUAGUGGAUGUUAAAAACGAGAAAAACAGUAGUCUCGUGGCAGGUGUUUCUGUCCCUCCCUACUUGCAGGCCCCUCGCGUCUCUCUCGCACCUAAAUUUCCCUUCCCUUCCCUUUUGAACGCCUGCCACGCAGGCUAAGACAAAGGAAAAACAAACAUUAACUGAAAUAAAAAUUAACUACAACAUCUAAAUAUUAAAUAUCAUUUGUUGAAUUGAUUUUACAGCUCGUCCACGGCAACAACCACCCUCAGAGGAGGUACCCCCCACAGGACCCUGUAAGUUCACCAACAUUUGACCCAGUACUCUAAUAUUUAUCAAAAUUAAUAAUUAAUACCCUUGAGACUCAUAUGUAAUAGUGACCAAAGAAAACAGCCAUGUGUGUCUUGCUGUGUGCCAGCAAUUCUCCCCAACUCAUGGCUGGGCUCAGCGUAGAGGUUGGGUGUGCCUGUCUGUAAAGACAUUGAAAUAAUAAAAAAAAUUUACAGUGAUUAUAUAUACAUAGAAGAGAUGAUAACUGCCGGAAAUCUUAAAUCUGGGACUUGCAAUUCCCCCCUUCCUCAGUCACCCUUAGCUUCUUUCUUCAGAGCAACGCUCAGUAAGCGAAAAAGUAAAAUUAUGCAUGCAGAAAGGAGAAGAGGUGGCUACUUGUCAAUCUGUGAACAACAAAAGAUCACAGUCUCAAAGGAGUCAAAUUUUUGCUUAAGCUUUGACUUUGGUAGCACAUUAAGUCAAACAGACAUGUGUUGAGAACUACAUUCCAUUUUCCUAAUGGCAGCCUUGGGCUCCUGUCUUCGUUUUGCAUCAUCAAAAUUUCCAUCUGUGAUGACAGACGCUCAAUGGCAAAUUCUAUGAACCUGUCCAGAAAUUUUGAAUUUUGGGAAAAUGGGCUAAGUUCUAAACUAAAGCACAGAAUUUGCUCAAGAGAGGAUUUUACCUACAGUCUCAGUCAGAAUGGUUGGGACACUUUGGGGUCUCCUUGUCCCCUCAAUGUUGGUGUACAAGAUUUGGUGACCGAACUGCGAUAAACAACUUUGAGAGGGAUGACGGGAGCACGAGAAGGGAAAAAACAGCGUUUGGUUAGAGUGUCCCAACGAUUUUUGUCUGAGACUGUGUCGGGGAGGAAUUUGAAGGCGUGUUGACAGAUACGGGGGUUAAUCUGUAGGUCGGUCUAAGCGACUGGCUUUUUUGUUUGUUACGUCCAUUGUGUUUCGCGAACGUUUCUAUAGCAGUGAACUAAGUUAUUUGGGCAUAACAACAUAACACAAAGAAUGACCAGUUGGCAGAAGUUUCUUGGGCAGAGUAGAGUAUUGGAAAAUAAAAGGAACUGAGUGUGCACUAAACCGUACACAAAUAGCUCUCUAGUAGCCGAUUGAUAGCGUGACUGAAUAUAGCACGUGCAUACUAUCUACGCAAGAUUCAGGGUUUUCAUACACGGAGAGGCGCUCGAAUGUGCCACAUUUCUAGAAAAAAUGUGUGGAGAAUAAUAGAGAAGGCCUCUUUGCCAAGAAAGAGUGUAAGAACAAGGCUCAAGGGGAGGCCUUUCUAACUUAAGGGCAAGAGGCGGAAGACAGCUAAAAGAGCGAUUAAGCGAUUUUGGGAGAAAGGGGAAAACUUUUCCUCCAGAUUGGAGGAAAAUGUAACAAACCAGGAUUAUUCCCAAGACGUAUCAGCGAGAACAGUAUCCCGCUUUCUAAAUUCCUAAAGACACUAUUAACUACAAACGCGUAAAAAGGGUGUCCAACAAUAGUGUAACUGUUUAGUCCAACGCCAAAAAGUUUCUUAAUGAUAUUCCAGGCUACUGCUGUGAAAUCGACAACUUUUUAUAAGUUGUUUACAACAUAUGUUAAUUUGGCCUUGCGCCAAAUGGUGACAUCGGUUCUCAUUCUUUACCCCAAGUAUACACCUUCCUGAAUAGCUCUAAAACAAACUACUGUGCCAUAAAUGUGGGACUUGAGGUACAAAACAAAAAUCAUAUCAAACGAGGAAACUACCUAUCCUUACAACCUCAAAAAAAGCGUUAUACUCGACGUGUACACGGGUCACCGUACAUUAAUUCAAUUAAGAUAUUUAUAAGUUUCUUUCAGCAAACAAUCGUGUCACCAUGAUCAAAGUUUUAAUAACUUGUCUUACAUGUAUCAAGGCGCUAUAAACUUUAGCUAUUUCAAUUCAGUGUGAAAUUCCCUUAUCCUUUUCUUUCUUAAUCCAUUGUAUAUACUAGAGAGGUCUUAGAAAAUGCCCUGGAUAGUAUGGUGACCCGUUAUGGUGACCCGUCCAAUCGUGUCUCCACCGGUACAAUAUAGUAGCGGCAAGAUACACAGCCUGCGAAAUAAUGCGCGCAGUUUUGACUCAUCUGUUGUUCAAUCUUUAAACCCAAUACAUAGAAAGCUUUUUUUAAUACUUCGAAAUGUUUUAAUAAAAGAAACAAAGACUUCUUUCCUCUAUUGAUUGUCUUCUCUCUUUCUAUCCAUGUAAUCUCUAAUGUUUUUCCCGAAAAAAUGGCUCCGAAACGUGCAUAUACCUGCCUAGCGAUUUCCCGCCACUAGGGCCAACGAGGAGUCACAUACCUAAAAUUCCUCUAAAAUACAGUCUCAGUCAGAAUGGUUGGGACACUUUGGGGUCUCCUUGUCCCCUCAAUGUUGGUGUACAAGAUUUGGUGACCGAACUGCGAUAAACAACUUUGAGAGGGAUGAGGGGAGCACGAGAAGGGAAAAAAACAGCGUUUGGUUAGAGUGUCCCAACGAUUUUUGUCUGAGACUGUAGGAGAAUUGGUGAUCUGUAUGGGAGACUAGGAGAUUGGUGCCAUAGCCAGGUGCCCUGUUCCAGGUGUACCCUUAGUAUAGGAAUAUAUCACAUAGCAAUUUAAUUGCUGCUAAUUUAGGUCCUAAAAGGUAAAAUGGGUUUGUACACGUAACUGGUCAACUUAGACAAUGGCCUAACCCACUUGCCUAGCUGUGAGCAGGGGCCGAAGUCUGUCACAGAAUGAUGAGCUUUCUUUAAUGAUUUUCUUUUUCUGCUUUUAUUUACAGCUCAUGUCCAUUGUCAAGAAUCUGGUGGUGAUAGCAUGAACUAUAUAGCAAAGUCUGGUUAUGUCUUGGUAAUAAACAACUAUCUCUUCCCACAGAGGGUUACUGUUGAGCGAACUGGGUCGAAUGAUGAUGUUCAGAAUCUGACAAAUCUGUUUGAUGACUUUAACUUCCGAUCCCGGGUUCAUGAUAACCUAAGUAGAAGUGAGAUGUUGAAGUUACUGACAGAAACUGCAGAGAAAGACUUCACAAAGUAUGAUUGCUUUGUUUGUGUGAUCCUAAGCCAUGGUUCAAAAGAUGGAAUCUAUGGAACAGAUGAUGAGGUGAUUAAUAUUGAAGCAAUCACUUCACUAUUCCGCCGCGAUGAAUGCCCUUCCUUGGAGGGAAAACCAAAGAUUUUCCUGUUUCAAGCUUGUCGAGGAAAUCAACGAGAUAUAGUACCAGUGGAGAGUGAUAGUGACCCAGUGGUAUUUUCAAAUCCAAGUUUGCCAGCUGAUGCAGAUUUUCUCAUCUGUUUUGCUUCCGCACCAGGUCAUCAGAGCUACCGACAGCCUCUUCUUGGCUCAUGGUUCAUAAGCGCAGUUUUUGACGUGUUCAAGGAGCACGCAGAAAGGGAGCAUAUUAUGGAUAUGAUGCUAAGAGUCAACAACCAAGUUGCGGGAUAUUUCAGUAGAGAUGGUCUGAAGCAAAUGCCAUGCCAGGUCUGCAUGCUGACCAAAAAAGUGUUUUUUCAACCAAGAUAUAGCAGUUCAUGAAACUGAAAGUAGAAAAUAAGGAGUAACUGUUGUAAAGUUAACUGAAGAACUGAAAAGAGGGUACCUUGUUAGUAUGUACGUAGUAAGUCAUCAAUUUGUUAUAAAAUUUAGAAGUAACACUUGUUGUGUCUAAUUUUCGUGUUUUUAGACAAGAAAUGUUGCUUGCAUUGUCACCUUCCCCACCCAGGUGUAAUACUGGUACUUAUAACUUGGGUGUGUCUUUAGACAGAACACUGUUGUCCACAUUCUCUCCUUGCACCCAUGUAAAAGUUUGGUGGAGAGAUGCCGUACUUGUUGUUUCUGCAAUGGAAAAGUUGAUCAAAUUUAACCAAACAUCGAGUUGCAAAUUUUCUUCUUAAUUUGUAUGUCAUGUAUGUAUUUCUUAUGUACUAGUAGGGAAAAUUGUUUUUGAAAAUCACCCAAAGACAUUUCAUCAUUUUUGUGAUCAACAUAAUUGUAGUAAUCUUAAUUUUUUAAAUUUAUACAAGCUUUAAAUGCAAUUUAAGGAAGCGAAAUUAAAAGGAGAAAGUAAAGCUUAGAAGUAGACAAAUACUGAUUUGUAGAGUUUGCAUGAAAAUUGCCACCCAUAAGGAAGGUAAACUUCAGUAUGCAAGAUAUGCAAACGUGUGUGAAAAUUUCAUCCCACAAGGAAUUUUCAUGCCUGUUCAUGUAUUUUGUACACUUCUUUUAUCCCUCAGAAAAAUGAGGGACAACUCGUUGUCUGGCUAAGAAGGGUUACUAUAAUUAAACCCAGUUUUAAUAAGCUGUGGCCAUAGGGGCUCCUAGCAUUUUUCCUUUUAUGUACCGCAGGGUAAAGGCAUAAUUUUGAAUGCUAUGUUUGAUAUGCUAUAUAACUAAUUUUUUUGAAAAAUUGGGGUUCCAUAAACAUUUAUGGUUUGACUGUAAGACAGUCUUUUUUGUUUGAAUUUUAAUUUAUUAUCAAACAAAAUUUACUGCUUUUAUCACUGUACAUUAAGGGCUUGCCAUUUAUUUAUUGGCAAAUUUAAUUUAUUUACUGUGGGUUACCAAGAGAUAAUGAGCUAGCUCAUUCUCUCUUGAGGUUACUAAACUAUAAUCAAGGACACCUACUCGGGUCACACAACCCUAGUUCCUCCCUAUCUCCCUUCCAUGGUUGUUAAGUAAUGGUUUUUCAGUGGAUUUUUCUAGUUUUGAAGCCAACAUUGAAAGAGAGAGUGAAAAGGAAGUUGAGUACAACAUGUCAACUGACUCAACUGACCCAAGUUCUAAUAUCACGAAUUGUAGAUAGACAUUAAGCCAUGAUUUUAGUAAAAAUGAAAGUGUUGCUCUCCGAGGAAUGGGAAAUUGCCCAGCCUGGCAAAACAUACCUUUUCCAGUAACUAAUUUGGAUGAUUACCACUUAAAGUGCUUGAUAUUGUUGUAGGGAUUUACAAUAUAACAGAUUAUAGUUCUCAGUUUACCUAAGCUAAUAAUUUGAGUUGGAAGAGCUCACUAAAAUUAAUUCUUAGAAAACUAACGCCGAGAGUAGAUUUAUGUUUGUUAUUAAUUUUGUAUAUCAUGCAUAGGAAACC